Molecule: messenger RNA, 2340 nt
Organism: Esox lucius (northern pike)
Lineage: Eukaryota; Metazoa; Chordata; Actinopteri; Esociformes; Esocidae
Gene: dnajb12b
Product: DnaJ heat shock protein family (Hsp40) member B12b
Exons: 9
Coding region: 66-1166 (366 amino acids)
Biological process (GO): cellular response to misfolded protein
Cellular component (GO): endoplasmic reticulum membrane
Molecular function (GO): Hsp70 protein binding
Source: RefSeq, a predicted model, not a curated record
GUCAUUAUGAAGCGCCCUAAACGUAUUAGCAUUAUUUUUUAAUAUACCUCAGCCUGCGUCCCGCAAUGGAAGUAAACAGGGACGAAGCAGAACGUUGCAUUGAUAUUGCAACUGCUGCAUUAACUAACAAUCAAGCAGACAAGGCUGUCAGAUUUCUAGAAAAGGCACAGAAACUUUUUCCGACGGAAAAGGCGAGAGCACUGCUGGACUUGAUUGCAAAGAAUGGAUUUAACCCUGGAAAUGGCAACCAGUCAGGAGGAACCAGUGAUGACACAGGUCCACGCCAGCGAAGGCCUGGCGAGGAGGACCAAGGAGAGAGAGCUUCUGAGACAGCCAAACCAUUCACCUCAGAUCAGCUGGAUGCUGUUAAGAAAAUAAAACAGUGUAAGGACUUCUAUGAGAUUCUUGGAGUGAAAAAAGAUGCAUCUGAAGAGGAUCUUAAAAAGUCAUACAGAAAACUAGCGUUAAAAUUCCAUCCCGACAAAAACCAUGCGCCGGGUGCGACUGAAGCAUUUAAAGCCAUUGGAAAUGCUUACGCCUGUCUAAGUAAUGCGGACAAAAGGAGACAGUAUGACCAGUGUGGGGAGGAGAGGAGACAUCCGUCACGACAGGCGCAAACCAACGCCGAAUUCCAGGCCGAUAUUUCACCAGAGGACCUCUUCAACAUGUUCUUCGGGGGUGGUUUCCCAGCAAGCAAUGUCCAUGUGUACCGAAAUGGUCGUUAUCAGAGGCCAGCUGGGCAACAGGGACAACAAAGAGAGGGAGGCUUUGCGCUCUUCGUUCAACUGUUGCCUAUUGUCAUCCUGGUGAUAGUGUCAGCACUCAGUCAGAUGAUGGUCUCUACUGCCCCCUACAGCCUCAGCUUCAGGCUGUCGGUUGGUCACACCAACAAGCGCUACACUGAAUCCCUGAGGGUGCCGUACUAUGUGGGCGAUAGCUUCGCCCGGGAGUACAAAGGCCUGAAUCUGAAGUCUGUGGAGAGGAGUGUGGAGGACGAUUACAUUUCCAACCUCCGAAACAACUGUUGGAAGGAGAAACAACAGAAGGAAGGCCUGCUGUAUCGAGCUCGGUAUUUUGGGGACAAUGACUUGUACCAAAGGGCGCAGAAGAUGGGAACGCCUAGCUGCUCCAGGUUAUCUGACAUCUCUGUUUCGUUGGGUGGUUAAAUAAAGAAGAAGGUGCUGAUUGAUUGCUACAUUCAUAGGUAACGGUCAGACUCAGCAAAAACAAUUUUAUCGGCUGUAAAUAUAUACGCUUCUCAACAUUCAGGACUGCAACUGAGCUCCACUGCACAACAGACCCAGGUGUACUCGAUCUCCUCCUGGAGUUUGAGACAUCAUUAGGCCUAAGGAGAGUUGGAGGGGAAUUGCCUAAAAUCUUUGCUGUUGAUGCGGAAUAGUGAAUCCCUUUGUCGGGGAUUGUGCAUCACGAGGUGACUGCGCUCUGUUGCGAGACGACUGUUUAGAAAUGCACUGUCAGGAAAACCGUGAUUUUAAAGGUAAAUUCAGCAAUAUGACGGAGCCAACAGGCGAUUUACACAAGAGCUGCGGAGAUUGACGCGGGGCGCUAGACCUGUUCGCUGUUUUGGCCCCAUUGCCACGCUGCUGUGACAAUGUGAAACCUGUGCACAUGAGCAGCUGUUCUCUGUGCGUCUGUGUGAGAGGUAAGGCCUUGCGUCUCGCUCACCGCAGCGUGUGAAGACGUCAUUACGCUGAGUCAACCUUUAACCACAGUCGCAUUCCAAAUGGCACCCCAUUUCCUGGUCCACUACUUUAACCACGGCCCGUGGGGCUCUGGUCUGGAGUAGUGCACCAUGUAGAAAAUAGGGUGUGAUUUGGAAUGCACUUCAGAUGCUGUAAGGCCGUAUUUUAAAUCAGGAAAUACUUGAGAAUAAGUGAGUGAUGUGUAGUCCUAAUAUAGAUGUUCUUGUUUAGCAGUUGAUACUACUGAGAUAAUUCACAUAUUUCAACAUGGUAAAAACGUUGAUAUUGAAGACCUUGUGAAGCUGAUGGCAGUUGGUUUCUUGAUAUUACUUUUUUUUUUUUUUUUACUAUGCAGGGAUUGUUAUUUAUUCUCCUAUAAGAGUCAGUAAUGUAUACAUAGACCCCUAUCAAGGCUUGUACUGAGCAGUUAUGAUUUUGAAGCCAGAUGUAUUUAAAAUGAGUGAACCGGUGACUAAAAAAGUAGUAAUUUAUUUAUUGUUGAAAUUCUAUAAUAUAAAAUGUUUUUUUUCCAUUAGAACACAGUGGCUAUCUAAUGAAGUAGAUCUUACUCACAAUUUCACAAUGUCCAUAUUAUGUUUUUACUCAAACAGGAAAAUAAACAUAUUGCGUUGCCCCA